AUGGACGGGCGACGGUCAGAUUCGUCAUUAAUCGACGCAGUCAUCGUGGGCAACGGGCCAUCUGCACUGAUUCUAUCCUACAUCCUGCACGGCAACGUCCCCUACUACAAUCUCGACUCACCUCAUCCUGAUCCGAUACUGCAUGCAAAGCUAAAGGAUGCUACGGAACUGCUCCAGCUCGAUGUUGCCCAUCUGACCAGCCACUUCGAGGCAUCUCGCUUCUCCUACUCGACUCAAUCCCUGCCUAUAAACUCGCUGGUUGACUCACUCGUCCGGCCGUUUGGCGAGACUGACGACCGUGAGUCGGCAUCCUGCAUCUCCUGGCACCACGACCCCGAGCGUGCGGUGCCCCAUCUCUGCCUCGGUGAUGCGCCCCAGCCCGGUGGCCAGUGGACAGAAUGCCCGCCUGGAACCACCUGGGACAUCCAGUCUCUCAGCUACGCGGGGAUGCUCUCGUUGCCGGGUUAUAGUUUCUAUGACCACUACUACGCCGCUCAUGGCGUCCACAUGCCCUCUUAUACCCGGCCGUCUAGACAGGCCAUAGCAGAGUACCUGGCUGCAUAUCCAGCCGCUGUUGGUAUCGGAAACUCUAUCCUGAAUGGACAGGCGGUGUCCGGCGUCUCUCGUACAGACAGUGGUUUCUACAUUGCCUCACACAAUAUACAAUGCAAACACCUUAUACUCGCAUCAGGCAUCUUCACCGAAGUCAAACCACCCAGACCUCUCCUCCAGCCAUUACUCUCCCUUCCAUCUCACUCAGACCUGCCUGUGACAGAGAAAGCACCCCUGCUUGUCAUAGGCUCUGGCUUCUCGGCAGCUGAUAUCAUCAUCUCUGCUCACCCUCACCAGAAGAUCAUUCACAUCUUCAAAUGGGAACCAGAAUCAAGCCCCUCUCCGCUUAGAAGUUGCCAUCAGCAAGCUUACCCUGAAUAUGCCGGCAUCUAUAAGCUCAUGAAGCGUAGCACACUAGCCAAAUUCACCUCCCCCAAGCCAAACAAGCGGAACCAGGCCUCUCUUCCCACCUUUCUCACUAGCCGGAACUGGGAUGAUAUAUAUGAAGCCCUACCAAACACUCUUGUCGUGGAUGUGGCAGUCGAUGGCACAGAAGGUAUCGUCACCUUUCGCCGCAGUGACAGCUCUACCAUCACCCGCCGCAUUUCCGGUCUAUCAUACGCCGUGGGCCGAAAGGGCUCGUUAACCUAUCUUGACUACCACCUUCAACGUGAAAUACUCGGUGCCAGCUUCGAUCAAUCCCAUGAUGCGUCAAUUGCUAAGGAUACCCUCAAGUCAGCGGCCAUGCACGACCUCGAGGUAGCCAAGGAUGUCUUUAUCAUCGGCAGCCUCACUAGCGACUCCCUCAUCCGUUAUGCUUAUGGCGGUUGUAUGUACGCGGCAGGGAAGCUCAUUGAGCGGUGCACUCAACGCCAGGUUCACAAUCAAGUCUGUGACGGCCCCGUUGAUAACAUUGUGACUGGUCAGUCGGAGCCUGACCUUCCUGCCGUUUCCCCGUCCGACACACAAAUGGACAUACUAACCCAUAACAACCAAUAUAAUAAUAAUAAAAACACAUUACCCAGCGAGCUCCGCAUGCACAGGGUCUCGUCAGAGCUCAGGCUGGGGUCAAAAAAUGAUAGAUUUGGCAGCAGAAGGCGGAGGUCUUGGUGGGCGUUUAUCUUUUCUUGA
Molecule: messenger RNA, 1683 nt
Organism: Nannizzia gypsea CBS 118893
Lineage: Eukaryota; Fungi; Ascomycota; Eurotiomycetes; Onygenales; Arthrodermataceae
Exons: 2
Coding region: 1-1683 (560 amino acids)
Source: RefSeq, a predicted model, not a curated record